Morone saxatilis (striped sea-bass) is the source of this 3470-nucleotide messenger RNA. It is a transcript of the gene arhgap17b, whose product is annotated as Rho GTPase activating protein 17b. Gene Ontology annotation, cellular component: intracellular anatomical structure; cytoplasm; cytosol. Lineage: Eukaryota; Metazoa; Chordata; Actinopteri; Moronidae. Gene Ontology annotation, molecular function: GTPase activator activity; protein binding. The coding region runs from base 398 to 2656 and encodes 752 amino acids. The record is from RefSeq and is a predicted model, not a curated record. The transcript is spliced from 20 exons. Gene Ontology annotation, biological process: signal transduction; regulation of actin cytoskeleton organization; regulation of Rac protein signal transduction.
GUGCAGCACACAGUAGGGAAGUAAAGGCACUUCCUUCUUCCUACCACACUGGUUGCACUCUAACCAGUCAUUUCAAUAGGAAGUCUAAUAAUCGUGGCUAUGGGGAUCCAGAAGCUCGUCAGCGGCUGUUUCAACUGACUUCUCUGCUUUCUCUGCUUUCUCUCUCUCUCUCUCUCUCUCUCUCUUUCUCUCUGGCGUUCAAACAGCGGACGGCCAAUGUCACCGAGUUUAAUGUGGAAAACCACUGAGUUGUAGUGCGUUCAAGUGCUCGGAGCCCUUUCUGCCACAAUGGCUGCGACGUAGCGCAACUUUUUGGGUCCACGGUGGAUGAACGACCGCGCUCCGAAGGCGCCACAAACUUUUACCGACUUGCUGGAGACGCCGAGGAGGAGAAACCAUGAAGAAACAGUUCAACCGCAUGAAGCAGCUCGCCAACCAGACUGUCGGGAGGGCUGAGAAAACUGAGGUGCUGAGUGAUGACCUCCUACAGAUCGAGAGGCGGAUGGAGUUGGUGCGUUUGGUGUCGCACAACACCCAUAAGAGGCUGGUGUCCUGCCUGCAGGGUCAACUGGGCACAGACACAGAGAAGAGACAUAAAAAGUUGCCCCUAACAACGCUCUCCCAGGCCAUGCAGGAGGGUGGCAGCCAGCUGGGAGACGAGAGUCUGAUUGGCAAGAUGAUGGAUGUAUGUGGGGAGGCAGAGAGCAGGUUAGCAACUGAACUGAUGCAGCACGAAGUCCAGAUUGAGAGAGACAUCCUGGAUCCUCUCAACCAGCUGGCAGAGAUAGAUAUUCCCAAUAUACUUAAACAGAGAAAACAACUCGCCAAACUGGUUCUGGACUUUGACUCGGCCAAGACGAGGUACUACCAGGCGGCAAAGUCCAACAACCAGGCUAUGGCAGCUAAAGCCGAUUCGCUCAAAGACGAGAUGGACGAGGCUCUCAACAAAGUAGAAAUAUGCAAGGACCAGCUCUCUGCAGACUUGUACAACUUUGCUUCCAAAGAGGGAGAUUACGCACGCUAUUAUGUCAUGUUAUUAGAGGCCCAGGCCGACUACCACAGAAGGUCUUUGGCAGCUCUGGAGGCAGCUAUACCAACUAUUCAGAUACAGCAAGACUCCUGGAUGGAGAAGCCAGCGUUUGGCACGGCUCUGGAGGAGCACUUGAAGAGGAGUAACCGUGAGAUCGCUCUGCCCAUCGAGGCCUGCGUCAUGAUGCUGCUAGAGACCGGCAUGAAGGAGGAGGGUCUCUUCAGAAUAGCUGCCGGAGCUUCAAAACUCAAGAAGCUAAAAGCGGCACUAGACUGCUCCACCUCGCAGCUCGAGGAGUUCUACUCUGAUCCCCACGCCGUCGCUGGAGCCCUGAAGUCCUACCUCAGGGAACUUCCUGAACCUUUAAUGACUUUUGGCCUGUACGACGAGUGGCUACAGGCCUCCAAUGUUCCUGACUCUGACAAGAGGCUUCAGUCUUUGUGGGUGACAUGUGACCGUUUGCCAAAGACUCACAAGGCAAACCUCAGGUAUCUGGUGAAGUUUCUGGCUAAACUGGCCCAGGACAGUGAGGCUAAUAAGAUGACUCCCAGCAACAUCGCCAUAGUCCUGGGGCCCAACCUGCUCUGGGCAAAGACUGAGGGGACGCUGGCAGAGAUGGCAGCAGCUACAUCUGUCCAUGUGGUCGCCAUCAUUGAGCCUAUUAUCCAGCACGCUGAUUGGUUCUUCCCAGAAGAGGUGGACUUCAAUGUUUCGGGCAUGUUCGCCAUGCCCACCCACCCAGCCACCCCAGACCCUGAACCCAGCCUGGAGCGGAAACGACCCGGCAGCCUGGUGGGGCAAGACGGGGACAGUCACACGCCCCGUAAAGACAGCACUGUUAACAAACAGCCGGAGCCUGCUCCACGUAAAGCCAGCACUGUUAAUAGAAAGCAGCCACAGCUAACCUCACCCACCUUCCAACCCCCACUGCCCCCUCUGGAAGCCGGGGUUCCUCCCCAACCUGAGCCCCAGCCCCAGGUUCCGUCCCCGGCUACAGAGGCGGAGCAGCCUGGCCUGAGUGGUGGUGGUGGUGGUGCUGGUGGUGGUGUUCUGGGUGGUGGGGUCCAAGUAGCCACAGUGAAACCUCAGGUUGUAACCCAGCUCAGCGCAGAAGAGAGCAGCCCAGCCCGUGAGCUCAUGUCCACCCCUCCUCCCCAGAGGAAUGGUUCGCUCCAUCUUACAGUAGGAACCCCCCACUCUCAGGGUGGAUCCAGGGGGCCUAGUCCACACAUGGUUCGCAGAGGCACCAAGAAGCAGGCCCCAGCCCCACCCAAACAGGCCAGCCCCUUUGCCUCCCAGCUUAGUAACACCCAGACACCCAGCUCCCCUCACCACCCACCCAUCACUCCCCGACGCCACCCCAGCAAAGACAGCCUGAUCCACGCCCCGAGCCACCCGCCCCCGCAGCCUCCUCAAGCCCACCAGCCCCAGGCGGAGUCGGAGCCCUCUCCCCCAAGCACUCCAACCCCUCCCGACACUCCGCCUCAUGAUGGAUUGCAGUCCAACCCGCUAUCUUUCUACCACUCUGGGUCCCUCCCUCGCCCCUCCAGGCCGGCUCCCAGGCCACGGCCCCGACCCAGCAUGCCGCCCCCCCCACAACCCGCAGCAAAUGACAACGAUGUCUGAGCUGCUGGCCUGCCUGUAAGAUGAGCUUUGCAAGGCAGGUACUGGUAAGGAUCUGAUUGGCUGAUGCUUCUGUGUCCACUGCAUGUGUGUGUCUCUGUGUGGGGAAACAAAGAAUGCAGGCAUUUGCUCCUUUUUUAGUGUGUCAUUGUUGGCUGUUUGCAUACUGUAUACAUAUGUAUUUAUGUAUAUUAGUAUGCUUCUGUCCUGCACUUUAACCCUUCUGUACAACACAACUAACAUGCUUUUGACUGCCACACCAUCCCCCCCAAUGCUGCUAACAGUUUUCUGUGAUCACUAACAUGCCCCUAAACAUACUAAACAGAAUUUAAACAGACAGGAUGCUGUUAUUCUGUAUGUGCACUUUGAACAUAUAUGUAGGAAAUGUUUCACAUUUAAAGAUUAACACACCAAGGAUACUCUCCAGCAACUUCCUCCAUCUCUAAAAGUCUUACUUAACUGGUUCAAUAUUAUGCAACAUUGACUAGAUUUAAAAGAAAGAUAAAUCCUUGGUGUCUUACUGAGUGUGUAAAGGUCUUGUGUGUGUGUGCUCCCCCAGUUUGAAACUGUGUGUUGCCGUCAUAAGUUUGGUUUGUUGCUUGAGCUUCAAUACAUUGAAGUUCAAUACAUGUCUAAACUGAUCUAUUUGCUGAUCCCUGACUGUCCUGCACAGACGGAGGCCUGCUCCUAAAGGGGGUUGGACGAGCCCUUAUCCCUGAGGUGAUUGUGGACCAAGAAGAGGAGUGCUCUGCUGGUCAAGAGCCUGCCGCCGCCGCCACCACCCUAGCCCCGCACCUAGACCCUCAAAUCCAGACAG